CGCAUUAUUACCUAAGAUAACUUUUUUUUUGCCGUAGCCAUUUAUUAUCGACUUAACGAACAUCGCACUUGGGGACGACGAGGACGAGGAAGUGGCAUUGAAAGUAGGAAUUGGUCUCACAAUCGAUGCAAUUACUUGUAGAAUCAAAACCGGCAUCAUGUCUUGCAAGUUGACCCCUUGGGGCGCCGCCGCCGCCGCCGCCGUCCGGAAUCUCAGCAUACGAACGCGACGAACACCCACGACCGCCUUCCGAAUAGCAUCCCGACCAGAACAACGACCAGCAUAUCAUCAGACACCAUUCUUCAUAACGAGGAGAGGGCUUGCAGACGACACCGACACAAGAAUACCGCCCCAGUCCGAAACCCCACCACCAACUCCCGCACAAUAUGUGCACAAGCCGCCCGAGGUCUUUGCGCCAAACUUCCUCAACGCCGAGGCCAUAGCCGCACUCGAGAGAGUUGCUGCUAACCAGGCUCUCGACGACGGCGACGAAGGCCUGUUGUUCAACAUGCCCGACCGCGUCGGCAAGGGCCAGCAGCUGCAGGACAGGUACCAUCCCGUCGUAGAGCAGGUCACGAAGCUCCUGAUGAAAGACGGGAAGCUAAGCCAAGCGCAGAGGAACAUGGCCAUGAUCCUCAACUACCUCCGCACCACCCCCUCCCCUAAAGUCUCCCCCCACCGGCCCCUCCUCCCCGGCAGCCCCCCCGCCGACCAGCUCCCCCUCAACCCGCUCCUCUACCUAACCCUCGCCAUCGACUCCGUCGCGCCCCUGAUCCGCAUCCGCAGUCUGCGCGGCGCCGCCGGCGGCGGCCAAUCGCUCGACCUGCCGCAGCCCAUGGCCGCGCGCGCGCGCCGCCGCAUCGCCGUCAUGUGGAUCCUCGACGCCGUGCGCCGCAAGCGCUCCGCCGGCUCCGGCCGCGCCCAGUUCGCCACCCGCUUCGCCCAGGAGCUCGUCGCCGUCGUCGAGGGCAAGUCCGCCGUCUGGGACAAGCGCAACAGCAUCCACAAGCUCGGCACCGCCGCCCGCGCUAAUCUGACCCAUCAUGCUGUCGUGGGGAAGCAGCGGCGGAAGUAGGUAGUCGUAGCCGUAGCCAUAGCCGUGGUCGCUAUAGACUGGAGAUAUAGGCUACGUUAGGUUAGAUUAGGUUAGGUUAGGUAUCUACGUGUUAGGUACAGAUGCCGAGACGAUUGUUGGCUCGUGGGAGGGAGGAAACAUUGCAGCUUGGGGACCGACACGCAUCGGAGCGUUCCUCGUGGGACAUCGUACCUAUGGAUAUAUGUACCUAAGGUACCUAUAGAUAGAUGGUCGGCUGUGGCAGUCUACCUUACCUAGGUACCUAUGUAGGUAUGUAUGUACACAUCUAGGCUGCCUAUGUAUGAUAUAAAUCAAAAGCCAUGUACAAAGACGACACACACUCCUUGCCACACGUUCUCUUGGUGAUAUUUACGGUACUGAAAAUCGAGGGUUUGGACAAGUUAUAGCUUCGUAUUUAGCAGAGCCUUAUAGUUGUCCUAGCGACGUAGCUGACGGGAGGGAAGGGUUCAUCUACUAGACCAGGAAGACAUACGAUUAAAAUAGGCAAAUUGUCUUUACUUAGGUAGGUACCUAACCUAACAUAUAUGUGAUAUAAUAGAAACUUGUGAGGUGGUUGCAGGUAAAUUUCAGCUCAAGUUAUUGC
This is a messenger RNA of Daldinia decipiens, 1679 nucleotides long. RefSeq names its product ribosomal protein S7. Gene Ontology annotation, biological process: ribosomal small subunit assembly; translation. The record is from RefSeq and is a predicted model, not a curated record. Gene Ontology annotation, molecular function: structural constituent of ribosome; rRNA binding; mRNA binding. The coding region runs from base 158 to 1075 and encodes 305 amino acids. Gene Ontology annotation, cellular component: ribosome. NCBI's taxonomy places the organism in Eukaryota, Fungi, Ascomycota, Sordariomycetes, Xylariales, Hypoxylaceae. The transcript is spliced from 2 exons.